Molecule: messenger RNA, 1779 nt
Organism: Marchantia polymorpha subsp. ruderalis
Lineage: Eukaryota; Viridiplantae; Streptophyta; Marchantiopsida; Marchantiales; Marchantiaceae
Source: the annotation of a GenBank genome assembly
ACUUGUGUUUCUUGACGUGGACCAGAACUGUUGGCCUUGAGCUCUUCGGUUCCCGGUCGACAGUAUGUUGCAGCUCUCGUAGAGAUCGCCCCUCCGCUUAAGAUGGCAGGCGUCCAUCAGCAGAUGGGAGGACCGUGUAAAACAGAUGCAAGCAAUAUUAAGAUCGGAGGGGGGCAGCGCGGCACGAACUGAGGACAGGGACUAUAUCGAGCCAGAGCCACAUCUUCUGUGGACUGUCGAUGAAUUCUAUAAAUGGUCGCUCUAUAGAGCUGCCAUCGCUGAGUUUAUUGCCACUCUACUCUUCGUGUACAUCGGCGUUUCUGCUGCCAUUGGAAAUGGCCGUACCAGCCCCGAUGGAGUCGGAGCUCUCGGCGUUGCAUGGUCUUUCGGACCUACCAUAUUUGUGCUUGUCUACUGCACAGCUGGUGUUUCAGGAGGACACAUUAACCCCGCAGUUACUUUGGGACUUCUUCUGGGUAGGAAGCUUUCAGUUCCUCGGGCUUUCAUCUACAUGAUUGCCCAGAUGGCGGGGGGUAUUUGUGGAGCAGGACUCGUGAAGGAUUGCAGAAAACUCCAUUCCAGGUGUUGGGCGGCGCGACGAAUACGGUCAGUGCAGAUUUCAGCAUCGGCACAGGUCUGGCAGCAGAAAUCAUCGGAACUUUCUUCCUGGUUUACGUGGUCUACUCUGCCACUGAUGCUACGCGCAAGGCCAGGGACUCGUAUGUGCCGGUGCUAGCCCCAUUGCCCAUCGGGCUUGCAGUUUUCGUUGUCCACCUCGCGACCAUUCCCAUCACUGGCUGUGGAAUCAACCCUGCACGAAGCUUCGGCCCGGCUGCUCUCUGGAACGACCAGCAAGCUUGGGAUGACCAGUGGAUCUUCUGGGUCGGUCCCUUCAUCGGAGCUACCUUGGCUGCCGCCUAUCACCAGUUCGUCAUCCGCACUUUGCCGCUAGGAUCACACUUCCUGUUCCCGACCAUGUCCGGCUCCAUGAGCAUUUCAGGAAGAAAACUUGAAACCAAGCUUUCAGGGUGAGGACGAAAAUACCAAGGACACUAAAUCUGCUGACAACAAAAUGUGAAGCUCAGGCUCGAGUACAUAUACUGAUCUGCAGCUGCACGUACCACUCUACUGUAAAUAACAACGAAGAGGUUCUUAUACACAGCCGGAGAGAAACCACGCCCUGAAGGUUCAGCAUCAACAAGGGUAAAACCUGAAAUCAUCUAUUUGCAGAGGACUAGGAUUACCCCCCGCAAUUGCGGAUGGUAAUCCUAGUAGUAAUCCGUCGCACAAAAAUAUGACCACUGGAGAAGCAGCUUUCAUGCCCAGGUUCUAGCAUUGUGUUCUCUCUCGGCUGAUUGCCCCGAAAAGGUAUUGACUGCGUUUGCCUCGGGUCGCAAGUGGGUUUCUAUACGACACUCGAAAGGGAAACUUGAUGCACAGAGGGCAAGAACACAUUGUGAAUCACGCCGACAAACCUACUGCCGUACAUCUCUUUCAUUAGUAAGAGCUUUGAUUAGAAAGAAGAAUUAGCUAAAUUCAGUAAACGUGGCAUGAACUUCCGUUGAGAGGCAGUUGAAGCAAUCUUCGAUCGCAUUGCCUCAAGUUGUGCAGUGGGUUAGAUCCAGUAAAAUAGCUUUCUGAUGCUUACAUGGCAAAAACAAAAGGAUUUUAUUUACAUUUCAUGUCCAUCCCAGAAUUGAGUGAUACCAAAAUGUCAAGGUAGUUGAGUUUGUAACUGCUUAUAACGCAAUACAUUCAAAACAGUAGACUACAUUUGUU